UAUCAAAAGCAUAACGUGCUUUCCAAACGUCACUAAAAUGGAAACAACAUUUGGAGUUUGGAUGCAAGAUGCAGCUGAACGAUUGAACGAUAACCACAUUUGGAUGGCUGGACACUUUUCAGGUCGAGUCUUGCAGGAGUACAAGAGCAUUGCAUCAUUUCCUAACGGCAGGUCUAUUGACAUGAGGAAGUUCUACCAGGGUUGUGGCCACAUCAUCUACAAUGGGUCUGUUUACUAUCACAAUGCAGGAACCUCGAAAGUUGUCAAGGAUAACCUGAAGACCAGGAGAUUACAGACACUGGCCAUUGAGGAUGCUCUUUACCACAAUCGAACCUAUCUCUUCCACAACUCCAAGACGUACUUUAAGUUUGCUGUGGACGAGAACGGACUGUGGCUCAUAUAUGCUUCAGCUAUCAGUGGAACCGUGAUGGUGGCCAAGUUAAACCAUAAGAGGUUUUCUGUGUCGUCUGUGGUUAGCACGCCCUAUCCUGUACCGAACGCUGGGAAUGCCUUUGUUGCAUGCGGAGUUCUGUAUCUGACUGACACCAAAGAUACAAAAGUCACACAUGCCUUUGACUUAAUGAAAGAGAAACCUUUGAAUGUAAGUUUGGAUCUCAGAUCAGCCAAUGGUAUAAUGGCCAUGUUGUCAUAUUAUCCCGAAAAUCAGCUUUUGUACAUGUGGGACAACAGCUAUGUGAAAAUAUGCCAGGCUUAUUUUACUUUGGAUCAAAAAAGUCUAGUCAAAUGUUGUGGUCGUAAAUAAAUCUUAUGAUCGUAAACAAAUCUUAUGAUCGUGGGAGACAUUCUGCCUAGGAGAAUACAGU
Molecule: messenger RNA, 824 nt
Organism: Oncorhynchus keta (chum salmon)
Lineage: Eukaryota; Metazoa; Chordata; Actinopteri; Salmoniformes; Salmonidae
Product: gliomedin-like
Exons: 3
Coding region: 38-763 (241 amino acids)
Biological process (GO): signal transduction
Cellular component (GO): cell surface
Source: RefSeq, a predicted model, not a curated record